AUGCAGAAUGAGUCUAGCUAACAAUAUGGAAGAAUUUGGAAAGUAGUUGGAUUAAAAAGCAAGUUUUAAACUUUAAGGAACAUGUGGAUAGAAUUAAAUUAUGUCUAUAAAAUAUAUGAAACUUUAGUAAUCCUCUCGUAAUAUAAACAUCUUUUAGAAGUUGUUAAAAUAUUAAUAAUAAAGGAUUAAGUGAUGAAAUAUUAUAAAGCUACAAAGGAGAAUAAAAGAAAAUACAAAAUGAUGAAUAGAAAAUUUAAUAUAAUUGAUAAAGAAAUAAUAUUGAGAGAUAAUUUCGUUUUUUAUAAAAAUUAAAGUUUAAAUUUUUAUUCUCUCUCUAUUUAUGACAUAUUAAAUAUAAUUGAAAAAAUAAUUAAAAACAUUUAAUAUGUAAUAUGAAAUAUUAAUUAAGGCUGAUUCAGAAAGAACAAAGAAAGAAUAACUUUCUAAGGUUCCAGUUACAAUAAGUUUCAUCCAUAGUCUCUAACAGACUUUAUUGUUACUGGGCCGACUUAUAAGUCUAAAUUUCAUAAAAAUAUUCAUGAAAAUCUUGAAAAGAAAUUCUGAGGUAGGAAUGAUUCAAAAUAGUUAUAAAAAGGGAUUCUGGUGUGUUUCUUUUGCACUAAAAUUAGAGAUUUAGCUUAUAAAAGAGAAAGAAAAAUAGUAUAAAUAAGGGAGGAAAGCAUAAUCAUUUUAUUUAAACAAAUACUCUAAAAAGGUAGAAUGA
Molecule: messenger RNA, 724 nt
Organism: Paramecium primaurelia
Lineage: Eukaryota; Ciliophora; Oligohymenophorea; Peniculida; Parameciidae
Source: the annotation of a GenBank genome assembly